Molecule: messenger RNA, 6886 nt
Organism: Agrilus planipennis (emerald ash borer)
Lineage: Eukaryota; Metazoa; Arthropoda; Insecta; Coleoptera; Buprestidae
Gene: VGlut
Product: vesicular glutamate transporter 1
Exons: 8
Coding region: 148-1956 (602 amino acids)
Biological process (GO): transmembrane transport; monoatomic anion transport; neurotransmitter loading into synaptic vesicle
Cellular component (GO): synaptic vesicle membrane; excitatory synapse
Molecular function (GO): L-glutamate transmembrane transporter activity; neurotransmitter transmembrane transporter activity
Source: RefSeq, a predicted model, not a curated record
CAGUCCGGAUAUUCCGGAAUCCAAACGUACCUCAAGCUCAAGCUUUGCGUGGCUCGCCCGAUACUGCUGCUUCUUGUGGUGAGAAGCAGCAGCUAAAAUGAUCGUAGGAAGUGUUUUUAUGUGACUGUUACUAUUCUAACUAUAAAAAUGCGGGGAGUUAGUGCAAUUGGAGGGGCAAUAAAGUCCUUACGAUCUGGAGACAUUGGGGCUCGUUGGGAUACAAAGUAUGAAGAGUUUGGUUUACAAAAACAAUCGGACAGUGUGGACAAACCCGCAGACGAUCUAAGUAGCCCUGAAAGUAUACCGGAGCCAGAACGUCCUCCCCUUCGACACAUAGACAAAUAUAUCAGACCAGAAUGUCCAUGUCUCACCAAAAGAGUUACUGUUGCACUUUUAGCUUGUCUUGGAUUUAUGAUAAUGUUUGGAAUGAGGACGAAUAUGGGCUUGGUUAAAGCCGGAGAGAAAAAUAUAACAUCGAAAUGGUCACCUGCAGAAACAUCAGCUUUAGAUUCUUCCAUAUUUUGGGGCUAUUUUAUUACCCAAAUUCCUGGAGGAUUUCUUGCGACAAAAUACCCAGCAAAUAAGCUCUUUGGAAUGGCAAUCGUCAGUUCCUCUAUAAUUCAUUUGUUUCUUCCAGGAGCAAUGUCAUUCAGUACAACUCAUGUUGCGCUAAUGCUUAGAGUUAUGCAGGGACUUGUUGAGGGUGUUACAUAUCCAGCAUGUCAUGGUAUAUGGAGGUAUUGGGCCCCUCCUCUUGAACGAUCUCGUUUAGCAACUUUGGCAUUCUGCGGAACUUACGCUGGCGUAAUGUUUGCGAUGCCUUUAUCUGGUGAAUUAAUUAAAAGAUUAGGAUGGCAAUCUCCAUUUUAUUUCUACGGUUGUUUGGGUAUGAUAUGGUAUUUGAAUUGGCUCUGGCUUGUGUUCGAACGACCAUGCAAACAUCCGACCAUUGAAGCUAGGGAACUACUGUAUAUAGAGAAUUCGUUAGGAAAUGCAGCUGACUCACAUACAAUACCUUCAAUCUACAAUACCCCAUGGAAAGCGUUUUUCACAUCAUUACCGGUUUAUGCCAUUUUCGUUGCCAACUUUUGUAGAUCAUACAAUUUCUACCUUUUGGUUUUGUUUCAACCGAAAUACAUGAAGGAGGUGUUUGACAUGGAUUUGGAAGAGAAUGCAUUUCUUGGAGCUCUUCCCCAUCUUUUGAUGACGAUAAUUGUGCCCACAGGUGGUAUAUUGGCAGAUCAUUUAAGAAAAAAGGAAAUACUCACCACAACGCAAGUGAGAAAGCUUUUCAAUUGUGGAGGCUUUUUCAUGGAAGCGACGUUCUUUCUCGUAGUUGCUUAUGCCAAAACGGCAUCUGCUGCCGUUAUCGCCUUAAGUAUGGGAGUGGCCUUUAGCGGUUUUGCCAUUUCAGGGUUCAACGUCAAUCAUUUAGAUAUCGCUCCCAAGUACGCCAGUAUUCUGAUGGGACUCUCCAACGGGAUAGGAACACUCGCAGGAUCUGUGUGUCCGUACAUUGUUACAACGAUCAAGGAAAAUACCGGUCCAGGAGCGUCUAAACAAUGGAAAAUUGUUUUCAUCGUUGCUGCAAUAGUUCACUACAUCGGGAUAACAUUUUAUGGUUUCUUUGCCUCGGGAGAGCUACAGCCAUGGGCAGAUUUAGAUAAAGAUAAAAAUUGGAAUCCGUAUGAUGCGGCAUUUAAAGGAGAAAUUAAAACAUCGUCCAGUAUGCAAAGUAAUGGACUUCUUCAACGUCAGUUAAGUGGUAAAAACAUUAACUACGGAUCAGUUGAUCCCAUGUCACCCCCUCCUCCACCCUAUAGUCCCCCAAUAGUACAGUCAGGCAAUCCGUUUACCGGUAAUGUACCCAACACUAAUCCUUUCCGGCAAGAAGCUGUUCAACCCGAACCAUCUGACACUUACAUGCACGGUGGUGUUGAUGACAGAACGUAUUAAGCACUGUAAAUUUCAGUAAAUAAUUACUUAUAGCAUUCGGUGAUAAAUACUGUACUUGUUGUCUUUCAUAUACUUACAUUAGUGAAAAUUGAGAUUUUCGCUUAUUAAUUUUACAUAUAUAACGAGUACCCAAUUCUUGAUUAAACAAGACAUCUCAUCAGUAUUGAUUGAACAAAUAAAUAACGUAAUUUUGGGUCAAUUAUUAGUCUCAAAUUGAGGUGUGAAAUAAAUAAACAAUUUAUUGUUUAUGGUUUACCUGAAUUUGAGACUUUGUUAAACAUGUUUAACUUAAUGGUUACAGAUUAUAAAAAGUGACGCAAAGUUGUAAGAGGUAUUAGGUAUAUGAGAGAUCUGCUAGAAACACUUUUAAAACAUCGUGUUUGUCAAAAAAAAAAAUAAUAAAAAGCAAUACUAUCAUUAAAAAAAGUAUGCAUUUCUAAAUACCAACUUGAAUUUGGUAUUUUUUUUUAUUAAUGCAAAGAAGUAAUUGCUACUUCUACUUCAUAUGUUUGCAAAAAUCAUGAAAGUCCACUGCGUAUUAUCUUAAAUUGGAAAAAUGAAAAAUCUAACAGGUUGUCUCAUAGAUAGUCCAUAUUUCAAUGAGUCUUGAAUAUGACAAAACGUUUAUUUCUUACUUAAAUUAAGGUCAACAGACUUUCAAUUUUGAGUAGAAAAAGAACGAAUUUGGAAGAAUUUCCACUCUACCAUUAAAAAAUAUGUACAUACAUAAGUACAUAAGUAUAUUAUAAAUAUAUUUUUAUGUAGAUUAGUUCUGGGUGGCCCGACUUUAGCAAGUGCACUAAAAUUGAUAAGAAAAACGUUUAAUGAACACGUUUUCUGCACAAAAAAAAUGAACAAUAAAAUUUAGCACUGAUAACUUUGAACAAAAUAUUUUUCAACAAUUAUUAUAAUCGUAGUUGUUAAUCUACGUGAAACCGAAUGUGAUGGAGUACAAUAAUUGAAAUGAACCAAUUGGACCUAAUAAAACACCAUUACACUUGCACUUGUUACUAUUCUGUUACUUAUUGAACAGACACUCGUAGUUGUAAACACAACUUUGAUAAAAAAAAACUAAUUCUAGUGAGUGUGCACAUUAAACUAAACAAAAGUCAGCUUUUUCUUGCAAGAGCCAUUCAAAACGCACUCAUUUACGAAAUUGCAAAAUUUUCUUACACCUUCAUAUGUUUUAUAGCGGAUUUGUAUAAACACUAUUACAGUUUAAAAUUAGUAAGGUUUUUGAUAAGAGUAUUAAGGCGUUUUCUUCUAAAAGGAAAUUUAAACAUUAAAUUAUAAUUUUAAACUACCUUCUGCAUUUUUGAGGUUUUUCGUUUUAACAAUUGACUUAAAACAUAACAAAUAAGCUGAUACUAAUCACUAUACCGAAAGCACAAUGCAUAUAAUUUGAUUAUGCUAUCAUUUCAAUUGUAGCAUUUAGAAAACAAAACUCAUAGAAAAGUUGUAGUUUACUGAUGAAGAAAUGUAACUGCAAUUGUUAAAGUUGCACUGAAGAAAUAUUUAUUUAGUUAGAAAAAUGUCAAUUUCAACGUAUUUUUGAAACUUUUGCAGUAAUGUUCAUAUUUAUAUUAUUUAAUAUAAUGAUGACGUAUUAUAACUAUACGAUAGUAACUGUACAUUCUUAUUAAAAGUAUGUAUUAGGUGUAUUAUAGAAUAAUAAUCAGUUAUAAUAUAUCUGUAUAAUAUGUAAAUAUGCGAUUGCAGUGUGAAUUAAUCAGAAAAAAAUAGAGAAAAAAUCUAAUGACGUACAAGACGGUUUACAACUGUAUAAUCCAGAAAUUCCAAUGAUUUUUUUUGUAUAUAUAAAAUACACAUACCAGUAGAUAAAACUAUUUCUGAUGAUUUCGUACAUAUAUACAUAGAAUAAUCAAUUUUUGCUAUAUGUAUUCCCUAAAGCAGCAAAACACGAAAAAGAUGAACUCUUAAAAAAAAUCGGCUAGUUUUGUUUUGUUUUCUUUUACAAAUACCUACUUACUUCUAAUAUGUAAACAAAAAGAAAUCAAUUUAAUCAAGAAAUAGUGUUUAACAUGAUAAUGUACUAAUCCAAUUUAUUAAUAAUUCAGUUUUAAUGGUUUGACGAAUCAUGAUUUGAAAAUUAAUUGGAGCAUAAUAAAUACUAUCGAUGACUUAAAAAUACGAUAUACUUGUUAGUAGAUAUCUAAUUGUUCGUAUAUUUGUAAAGAAUUUUAACAGUUACUCCACAAAGAAUGUUUAACUUUUCAUGUGAAUCGUAUAAAUUUAUUGCUGUAGUUAAUCGUAUGUGAUUAUUACCUAAAAAGAAUACAAAGAUGUGAAUAAAAUCAAUGGAAAUAAAAUGUUUUCAUCUUAUGGUUUAGAGUCGUUUUAAAAACUUUUGCAUCUUUGGAUUUUAAAUGGUUAUUAAUAGACAUAUUGGUGAUAAAGUAAGUAAAUAACUUAUUGGUAUAUGACGUGCCAUUUUCAAUGGCGAUAAGGUGUUUUUUUUCCAAUGCUAUCAAUUUGGUCGUCAUUUUUUCUACUGUGUAAGUAGAAGAUAAUGUUCUCUGCAAUUUACAAAUGGUAGAGUAGUAGAAAACAUUCGUUAAAAAAUGUAACUAUUAGUUUAUACAAAGUUUUAUUACGAUGUUAUAAUACUGGAUUGUCUAUCUUCUGUAGAUACUUGUAAUUAUAAAAUAAUUAAUUACUGUAUUACCUAUAGCAUUGUUUUUAAGCAGUUACGUACUCUUGUUGUGCUUUAUUUUUUUGUCGAAAAUCAUUUUUCGGUAUGUUUUGGUCGAGUUAAAAAAAAAAAAAAGAAUUUUUUUGACGAUGCCUGGAAAAAAUACUCACUAUGAUAUACCGUGGGGUGUUACCACUCUUAAGGCUGUGCUGACAAUAAUAAUUGGCGAAUUAUCUACGUCGUCAUACUUGCUAAAAAUAAUCGAGAUGACUAAUAGCAUAGGUUUAGUUACGGAAUAGGCUUAGCUAGGGACAAUAGCGUCCAAAAUGUAGGAAAUGAUAAACGUGUGAGUUGAUGUACACGUGAUUGCAAUUUAAUAAUUGUUUGUGUUUUAUUAGAUAAGUAAAAUAUCUACCUAAAAUACUGUGUGAACUUAAAGUCAGUGGAAAAACAUUUUAUUUAUCGAUUAAUUGAUGAAAACAAAACCUAUGGAUAAGACUAAAUAAUUGCAGCUACCUUUGAUCCACAGAGAUACAUAUAUAAAAAAUAAUUAUAUUAACAAGUCCCAUUAAUGACAGAUUUUGUCCAUACAAUUCGUUAUUAAAUUUAUGCUUCUUUCCUAUAAAUACCAUAAAUAUGAUUAUAAAAAUGAAAUAUUUAAAAAACAAGUACUUUUGGCGUUUGUUGUAUCAGGCUUCAAAAUUUUAAGUUAUUUAUGAUUUAUGUAUGGGCAGACGGUUUCGAAUAUGAAACUGGUACAUAUUUUUAGGAAUUUAUAAACAUAUAAAUCAGUUCCGUAUCCUAAACCACCUGUGUACAAAGAAUAAUUAACUUCUAAUUCUCUUAUGAAAUAACAAAAGUGUGAAAAUAUUACCCAUUAAUAAAAUUGGCUUCUGAUAGAUACAAAAAGUAUAUUAGCAUUUCUAAGUUUCCCACUUAUUCUUAUAAUGUUUGAAUAAGUUGGUAAAUUAAAUACCUCAAAAGAAAAUUCACUAUGGUCAUGAUAGGUCAACCCCCAGUAAAAUUUUCACGCCUAAACCGUAGGAAUACUAUUUCUCAUUGUUCUUCAAGUACAAACAUUAUAAUGGCGUCUUCUAAGAGAAUAUAAAUUUCCUUUAGGAUCGUAAAUUUGAUUAAUUUCUCAACAGAUAAAAUACUUAACUAAUCUUUAAGUUAAUCUAACUAACCAUAAGUAUAAUUAGCUUUACAAACAAAACUAUGGGUUGAGAUCUUUGUAAAUUCCAAAGUAUAAUUCUGAAAUUCAAAAUGACAUGAAAUAUGAUGUUAGUCUCCAUUACAAUAUCCUACCGAUUACUAUCGGCUUCGUUUUCUAUCUUCAUGACCAAUUUUUUGCUAUGCACAUCUGUGAGUAAGGUACUUUAGGUAAAUAUUAUAUUUUUAAAGACCACUGAUAAUAAUAGUAAAGCUAUAUAUUAGCAUUGGUAGAGAAAACUGAAAGCAAAUCCACAAAACACUUUCCAAAACAUUCAAAUUGGAAAGCGUUUUUCUUUUGGCAAUUUAUAGUCGAUGUAAUUAUGCAGAACAGAACUUAUUAACUAUAUGUUGUGUGUUUUAUUAAUGAAUUUAUUCAGCAAAACUUUUUCUAUAGAACUAUCUCUCUAUUGGUCAAUAAAUUUAACUAAUCAUAAAUAAUCCUACAUGGUAUAUGUUCGUACUUUGUUUGUAGACAAUUAUCGCGAGGAGUAGUACAUGUUUUCGUUGUUUAUCAGUGGAAUUAGGUAGAGGUAGAUUUUCAAAUUUUUUCAAAUGGAUGUCAUAAGUUUACAAGUAGAAAUUUUUAACUAGAACUAAUGAAAUUUCAAUAACAAAUGUUGAUUACGUGAUCUAAGCUGUACUAAAAUAUAUAACACAUUAUUCGUUGUAGCAGAUAAAUAUUUUUCCUUAUUACAUUCCUAACGUAAUUAUUGUAUGAAAUGCAUGAUAACUGUUAAGCAGAAGUAGUGGAUACAAAUAUAAUUACUGCCAUUUACUAUUUUGAACCACCAACUCGUUCUUGUUUUGAUAUUAUCACCAUUUUGUCAGGGUUUCCCUUUUUUUGUAUUGUAAAAAUGCCCACAAUAAGGUACAUACGUGAUUUGUUUCUAAAACAUAUCUUUGAAGGACUUCUUUAUAUUUUUUACAGCAAUUUGCAAUACAUUUUUUAAGUCCUGUACUUAAGUAAUUUCUUUCGUUUUUGUCCCAGAUUUUCUUAAAUUGCUAUAUAUAUAUAUUAAUAAUAAAGUGUUAAAUUUGUAAAUAUGUAACAUCCAAAAUAAA